GUCCCAAAGCUGGCUAAACAGGCUGUACCGGAAAUAGACGUGGCAAACGACUGGAUACUUCCUGUUCGCUGUGUUGACAAAUGAAAGAGAGACAGCCAGAUGGAUUCAUAAUUUUACGAUAACUCCAAAGCUAACCCGGUUUUAACUCAGGUUAGCUAUCUCAUGCCUUGGCAGGCACCGUAGAAGGUAGUUAGCGAUCGAGCCUUGCAGGGGUAAUGGACGGGACUCGGCUGUUGUUCGUGUUGUUUGGGGGUUUGUUGGAGGUGUAUUGUGGUGUGUCGGCUAACAGAGGUGGAUCUCCUUCGUUUACUGAUGAAAUCCCAUUCAAAAUUAACUGGCCCGGGGCCGAAUUCACCCUGCCAACCUCAGGUGCCUUCUACAAAGAAGAUGACUUUGUCAUUAUGACAACAACAGAGAAGGAGAAAUACAAAUGUCGCCUGCCUUCCUUGUCAAAUGGAGAUGGUGAUGAUGACAAGGUGUACGCUGGUCCCACUCCAGGUGAUCUGCUGGACCCACUGUUCAAAGAGAGCAGCUGCUCCUACAGAAUUGAGUCAUACUGGACGUAUGAGGUUUGUCAUGGGAAACAUGUGAGACAAUACCAUGAGGAGAAGGAGACGGGACAGAUCAAAGUUCAGGAGUACGUCUUGGGAAGCAUGACCAAGACGACAGAGUCUUCAGCCACUUCAGGAACAGAAAUUGCAGAGGUAGAGAAAGUUGAGGAGAUGGAUCCCACGCCAGAAGCUGAGAAAGAGGUUCCCACUAAGAACGUGGAGGGCCAGCUGACUCCAUACUACCCGGUGUUGAUGGCCCACGGGACGGCGUGUGUCCUGAAACAGAACACGCCUCGCUCCACCAAUGUGCUGUAUGUCUGCCACCCCGAAGCCAAGCACGAGAUCCUCUCUAUCGCUGAGGUCACUACCUGCGAGUACGAAGUAGUGGUGCUGACCCCUCUGAUCUGUGCACACCCUAAAUACAGGUUCAAGUCGUCCCCUGUGAAUGCCAUCUUCUGCCAGGCCAUGUCUGGUUCUCCCCUGCGGCCUCAUAGUCUCUCUCAGAUGGACCGGGAGCAGGAGGAGCUGCUGAAACCUCCCUUCACUGCCGCUGCUGCUGCCCCGGAAAGAGAAGAGGAGAGUACGUCCCCCAUGAGAGAGGAGGCCUUCUCCUCUACCCAUAAGCCCCUGGUGGUGGGCGGGCAGACCCAGGUUACUGUGGGAACCACCCACAUUUCCCGUCUGACAGACGAGCAGCUGAUCAAAGAGUUCCUGAGUGGCUCCUACUGUCUUCAUGGGGGAGUGGGAUGGUGGAAGUAUGAGUUCUGCUAUGGGAAGCAUGUACAUCAGUACCAUGAGGAUAAGGAGCAGGGGAAGAACAUUGUGGUAGUGGGCAGUUGGAACGCUGAGGAACAUCUGCAGUGGGCUCAGAAGAACGUGGCCAGAUCUUACCAGUUCAAAGACCACGGAGUGCAGAAAGUAAAACUGGUGUCUCUCUUCUACGGCCAUGGGGACGUGUGUGACCUGACGGGGAAACCCAGACAGGUCAUCGUCAAGCUCAAGUGUAAGGAGUCUGAGUCUCCCCAUGCCGUCACUGUGUACAUGCUGGAGCCUCAGACCUGCCAGUACGUCCUUGGGGUUGAGUCUCCAGUUAUAUGCCAGAUCCUGGACACAGCUGAUGAGAAAGGCCUUCUCUCCAUCUCCAGCUAACAGCACAGACAGAGGAGGCUGAAGAGAUGGCGAAAAGGAGGGAUGAACAGAA
Molecule: messenger RNA, 1752 nt
Organism: Oncorhynchus mykiss (rainbow trout)
Lineage: Eukaryota; Metazoa; Chordata; Actinopteri; Salmoniformes; Salmonidae
Source: RefSeq, a predicted model, not a curated record